AUGGAUACGACUAUUAAACGAGCUGAUUGUCUUUGUCACAAAGCCGACGAGACCGCCGUAGAUAAGGAACUUAUGGUGUCGCACAUAGACAAUACUAUACAGUUAUGGAAAAACUAUGAAGAUAAAUUCUACAAGAAGUUUUUGCCUAUACAAUCUGAACAACAACAAAAGAUUUACGACGACCUAACCGCCAAGUUCGCAGCGCACAUGGCCAAGCUUAACGAAGUCAAGGUCACUGUAGAGAAGAUGGACCGUAAGGAGAAAGUCCUGGCGUUCACCAAGGAACAGUACACGAAGGCUGUGGAGCUAAAGGAAAUGGUGUUCCAGUACACUCAUGAGUACUUGUCCUUGUUGCUGGCUGAUCAUCUCGCUGAAAUCAGAGGUAGUCUGAAGGAGAUCCUGAAUCAGACGCGAAACAAUCUAAAACAGCUAGAAAAUAAACGCGACAGCGACGUGAAUGAACUCCUCAACAAACUGUAUGAUAAGAACAAGGAACAUCUGAUGUACACUCGUAAGAGAUGUGGCUCCCAUUGCGAGUUAGUGGAGCUGGGUCACGCCAUCGAGAAGAUCCGCGCCGAAGUCCUCAACUCCGGCAACCACGACGCCGUGUGGCUAGUCACCGAGAAACUGGAGCUGUACGAGAAACGGUACACGGAAUUUGAGACGGUCUCGAACAACCUGAUCACGCUGAAGGCAGAACUAGAGAAUGUUCACAGAGAAGAGAGCAUCUAUGAGUCAAGGAUGACGACAGAGUUGCCAGGCACCAAGAACUGGUGUUGGCAGCAUAUGGGCACGAACUUCGGUAAACGAAAGGAGGAGUUGAAGCAACUGCUGAUUAAGGCAGCUAAGGCUUUGACCACGUUCUUCGUUGUUCGAAGUGCGACUUCGGAAAGAAUGAUAUAUCAGGACGAAACGGGAUCUUAUGCUAUAGACCAAUAUGGACACAGGAUCUACAUUUUCGAUCAUGGACUGACCAGGUACCAUUUGGAUUGCGAGGGGAACUAUAGAAGGCUCAACGUCAAGCCGGUGGAGCACUUUGACGAAAUUGGCCGCUACAUCCUCAGAGACAACGAGAAGAUUUACCAAAGAGAGGACUGCGCCAGUCUUUACAGACUCGGUGAUGAUACGCUCCUUCAAAAGGUAACACGAGACUGCGGCCAUUCGGAGAAUACCAAAGUGGAUUGCGCGAUGGGCAUCAAGGAUCACUCUAAUGACGUCAUACUGCCGGACGCUAAACCUGUGGAUAUCAAGAGGACCUUGAACAGCGAAGUGGCGAAGUACCUGUGGGAUUCGUUGGGCUGCAUUCUGCCCGACGUGCUGUUAGAUGUGUGCCAGAAACAGCCCAAGAACCCCAUACACUACAUGGCUCAUAGUCUGCUCAAACACAAGUACAACAAGACUCCUGCUGAAUUACUUCAAAAAAAAAAGGAAUCCGAAGCGUAUCGCGCCAAUAUAUUCAAGGAGAGAAAAGAAAAAGCCAAAGCGGAGAGCGUAGCGUGGAAAGCUGUUCAGGUGCAGCGCCGCAAGCCCGAGGAAUCCGACGACUCGUACAACCGCACCAUUCACGACAUCCACGUCGCCACUAACGAGUUUAUCAUGUCGCUCGAUUAUUAUAACUAACUAAAUAUUCAGAAAAAAAAUGAUACAAGUCCUAGUGUUUUUGGGUUCAUUCUACUCGGGAUCGACAGCACUCUCAGUCCCACCAUUGUUCUAAAGUGUGGGCUCCUAUGUCACGUUUUAAUACUCGGGAUCGACAGCACUCUCAGUCCCACCAUUGUUCUAAAGUGUGGGCUCCUAUGUCACGUUUUAAUACUCGGGAUCGACAGCACUCUCAGUCCCACCAUUGUUCUAAAGUGUGGGCUCCUAUGUCACGUUUUAAUAAGUACUUUUUUCUCUUACGAAAUCGAAACUACAAAUUCCAUAGAAUUUUUUUUGCAUUAGGAUUAUAUCUGCAAGUGAUUCUUAGCUAAUUAACCCAAAAAUAUCAGGAUCAGAGAGAAUCAGGUCCUUGGCCUCUGUGUUAGAAAAAAAACGUGCCCUCAAGUUUGACGCCGUGGCUUGCGUGGGCGACGGUCGCGCAAUGGUCGCGCGACGGCGAUGCGACGCAUUUCGUAUGCAUCAAACCUUAUCGAUAUGGAAGUAUGAGACGCGACGGCGACAGUCGCGCGAUCGUCGCCCACGCAAGACACGGCGUGAUAACCGAGGAACAGUUCGACAAGGAGUUUUAGAAAUUAGAAAGUGGCAACAUCGUAGUGUUCCAGUUUUCUUAUUCUUAUAGGAACGACACUACAGUGUUGACACUUUUUUAAAUGUGUACUCUAGUUUUUGUCAGGCUGUAUGACAUUUUACCCUCAAUUUUAUUAUGUGCUCUCUUUUUAGUUAGUUUUGGUAAACAUCUUCUGGCAACAUUGAACAACCAUAGAAAAAAUAGCAUUUAGCAAAGUGUGAAUUAUGUUUUCUGUCAUUCUCAAGACGUAAGGGCGAAUUCUAAUUACCGCGACUCAUUUGUUUUCAGUGGAAUUUCAAUUCUAAUUCUAAUUUAUUAGAAUUCGAAUUCCACUGAAAAUGGAAGCGUCGCGGCAAUUAGAAUAUGGACAAGACGAGAAUUACCGUUUUAUAGUUUUGAUAAAGUAAUAGUUAUUUUCCCCUCACUAGCUCGGAAACACGUGUGU
This is a messenger RNA of Leguminivora glycinivorella, 2672 nucleotides long. RefSeq lists its product as uncharacterized. The transcript is spliced from 11 exons. The coding region runs from base 1 to 1620 and encodes 539 amino acids. Lineage: Eukaryota; Metazoa; Arthropoda; Insecta; Lepidoptera; Tortricidae. The record is from RefSeq and is a predicted model, not a curated record.